GCGCAACGAGGCCCAGGUGCCUGCGGCCGCGGAAGCGAAGCCGCCAAGAGACGCCGUGCCGCUGGGGGUGCCGCUGCGCAUGCGCAGGCGGGCCCGUGGCCGAGUCUUCAUGGUCGCUCCCUCCGCUGCGGUCGGCCUUGGCUGAGUCUCGCGCUCUCUUCGUUCGCUUACCGGCGGGUUCGCUCCCCUUCUCGCGACCUGGGACGUCGAGGCUGGGGAAGGGGUUGAAAAGGGGCUGUUGAUCGUCUCCUUGAACUUGUGCGUGGGGGCCGCCAUGUCGGCCGGCGAGGUCGAGCGCCUGGUGGAGCUGAGCAGCGGGACCGGCGGGGAUGAGGAGGAAGAGUGGCUGUAUGGCGGCCCAUGGGACGUGCAUGUGCACAGUGAUUUGGCAAAGGAUCUAGAUGAGAACGAAGUCGAAAGGCCAGAAGAAGAAAAUGCCAGUGCUAAUCCUCCAGCUGGAAUGGAAGAGGAAACUGCCGAAAAUGGCGUGUCAAAACCGAAAGUGACUGAGACCGAGGAUGACAGUGACAGUGACAGUGACGAUGAUGAGGAUGAUGUUCAUGUCACCAUAGGAGACAUUAAAACUGGAGCCCCACAGUACGGGAGUUAUGGAACAGCACCAGUAAAUCUUAAUAUCAAGGCAGGGGGAAGAGUGUAUGGAAAUACAGGAACCAAGGUCAAAGGGGUAGACCUUGAUGCCCCUGGCAGCAUUAAUGGAGUGCCACUCUUGGAAGUAGAUUUGGAUUCUUUUGAAGAUAAACCAUGGCGGAAACCUGGUGCUGAUCUUUCUGAUUAUUUUAAUUAUGGCUUUAAUGAAGAUACUUGGAAAGCUUACUGUGAAAAACAAAAGAGGAUACGAAUGGGACUUGAAGUCAUACCAGUCACUUCAACAACAAAUAAAAUUACGGCCGAAGACUGUACUAUGGAAGUUACACCAGGUGCAGAGACCCAAGAUGGCAGAUUCAGUCUUUUUAAGGUACAGCAAGGGAGAACUGGAAAUUCAGAGAAAGAAGCAGCGCUUCCAUCUACAAAAGCAGAGUUUACUUCUCCGCCCUCGUUGUUCAAGACUGGCCUGCCACCAAGCAGAAACAGCACCUCUUCUCAGUCUCAGACAAGUACUGCCUCGAGAAAAGCCAGUUCAAGCGUGGGCAAGUGGCAGGAUCGAUAUGGGAGGGCCGAGUCACCCGACCUAAGGAGAUUACCUGGUGCAAUUGAUGUCAUUGGUCAGACAAUAACCAUCAGCCGAGUAGAAGGCAGACGCCGGGCCAAUGAGAACAGCAAUAUACAGGUCCUUUCUGACAGAUCUGCUACUGAAGUAGACAACAAUUUCAGCAAACCACCUCCAUUUUUCCCUCCAGGGGCUCCUCCUACUCACCUUCCACCUCCUCCAUUUCUUCCACCUCCUCCCACUGUCAGCACUGCCCCACCUCUGAUCCCACCUCCAGGUAUUCCAAUAACUGUACCACCUCCAGGUUUCCCCCCUCCCCCAGGCGCUCCACCUCCAUCUCUCAUACCAACAAUCGAAAGUGGUCAUUCCUCUGGUUACGACAGCCGUUCUGCAAGAGCUUUUCCAUAUGGCAAUGUGAUGAGGAGCGCUACAGAUACCGGGAGUAUGCAGAGAGGGGCUAUGAGCGCCACAGAGCUAGUCGGGAGAAAGAAGAGCGACACAGAGAACGACGUCACAGAGAGAAAGAGGAGACCAGACACAAGUCCUCGCGCAGUAACAGUAGACGUCGUCAUGAAAGUGAAGAAGGGGACAGCCACAGGAGACAUAAGCACAAAAAGUCCAAACGGAGCAAAGAAGGAAAAGAGGCUGGCAGUGAGCCGGUCCCCGAACAGGAGAGCGCCGAGGCCGCCCCUGCCGAGUAGACGCCACCUUUUCUCUGUGUCAGUCCCGGAAAUAGAUGCUGUAAAUCUCCUUAUUUUUCUGGAUAAUGUUGAAGAAAUAUACCUUUAAUCUUGUUCUGUUAGAAUGAAACGUUAACUUCUUUUCCAAAAUAAAAAUGUGCAUUUUUUUGUGUUAAGUUAAAAAUCUUUGUCUUGUAAUAUUUAAAGAAUAAAAGACAGAAAUGACUUUAUAUCCAAGGAAGUAAUGUGAGUGAGUCAGCAGGGGAUUUCGAGCUAAGGUUGGCUGUAUACACAGUAUGAUGAAGGUCAAGGACUCACCUUGGCUAGCUUCUUAGUCAGGUACUGUGGCAGAGAGCACUGCACAGACCCCGUGAAGUGAUUCCCUCUUGUCUUACGCCUGCAUGUUAGUGAUAGCGGGUUUUCAGUGUUCUAAAGGGGGCCAGGGUAACGAGGUGGGCCAGUUUAUAUCUCGAUGCAUAGAUGGUAGAGGCCUUUGGGUGGUUCCAUGAUGUAACGUGUACUUUCCAGCAGGUACACAUACACACAGACACAGCUGUGACUGGCACAGGGCUGGACCCCUCCAUGGCCAUCUGUUUGGGCCAGAGUCAAGGUGGUUUGGCUGCUGUUAACAUGUUUUCCAAGGCCCAUUGGUGAAGUAGAAUGUAGGGUGUUUUUAUAGCAUUACCAUAUUACAGACGAAAGGAAACUCAAUGACAGUAGUGUUAUCCCAGCUUAAAAUCUGGAUGAAGCCAAGGAGGGAGUACAGAGUAGCGGUGGUGCUAGGAACUCGGUGAGAGAAUGACUCAGAGCCACAGGGAAGAAGACAGCUGCCAUUUAGAAAAGAUUUAUUUCUCAUUUUAAAUCCUCUGCCAUUAAAUUUCAAUGCCCGUAUUGUUCUUUCUUGAACUCCACGUAUACCAUAUUUUUACUUGAUUUGAAUUGUGUCAUACAAACCAUUUUAGAUUUUUUAUGGGCUUUUUAUUGAAUAGAAAAAUAUAAACUUAAAGGUUUGGAGUGAUGAGAAAUCCUCCACACUAAAUAAAAACUUACCACUUUUUAUUUUUGAAAACAUUCUCUGAGGUGUAGCAUCUUUUCACAAUGUCAUACUUUGCCUGGCAUUUUUUUUACAAUAUAUUCUUUAAAUACAAAAAUUGACAAGAUAAAUACAGUUUUACCUAGCCUAUCUGAUCUUUUUCUGUUUUUGAAGAUCCAUCAUUGAUUUUAUAAAAAAGUACCAGGCCAGGAAGCAAUAGUGAGAAUAAUUCUCCCUUUCAGUCCCUUGAGCAUCCUUGCCAAGCAAGCGUGCAUCAUGCCGGAUGUGCUCCGACCAUUGACAGCGAGAAGAAUGUCACCACAUCUAAAAAAAAAAACAGCAUCGUGAUCAGAAUCACUGUAUGAUUGAAAAGUUACUCAUGGUGACUUGGGUGGUCCUACUGUUUGCCAUAUUUGUCCAUUUUAAUUCUAAUUAGAUGUUCCCCUCUUCACUUAAAUUAUCCAAGCUCCAUACAGCUUACAUUAGAAGAUAUAGUAGUAUAGGAAAUUGCAAUAUGGGGUCAACGCCAGCUGUAAUUUUUUAUUUUGAAUUUUUGAGACAGGGUUUCUCUGUGUAACAGC
This is a messenger RNA of Onychomys torridus (southern grasshopper mouse), 3462 nucleotides long. It is a transcript of the gene Fip1l1, whose product is annotated as factor interacting with PAPOLA and CPSF1. Gene Ontology annotation, cellular component: mRNA cleavage and polyadenylation specificity factor complex. The record is from RefSeq and is a predicted model, not a curated record. The transcript has 18 exons. Lineage: Eukaryota; Metazoa; Chordata; Mammalia; Rodentia; Cricetidae. Gene Ontology annotation, molecular function: RNA binding. The coding region runs from base 275 to 1957 and encodes 560 amino acids.